Messenger RNA from Drosophila arizonae, 1951 nucleotides. RefSeq lists its product as uncharacterized. Lineage: Eukaryota; Metazoa; Arthropoda; Insecta; Diptera; Drosophilidae. The record is from RefSeq and is a predicted model, not a curated record.
UCUCAUAUGUAGUGUGCAGAUGACUGAAGUUUAAAAGAUUGUAUUUCAUAAAAUUGCCAUGUCUUUGCCGAGGGGCUUCUCCACUGAUGCCGCAUAUUUUGGAGCUGCUGUGGACUUUUUGCAUCGUUAUGCGUGGAUAUAUCGCGAAGCGAACACAUCCUGCCUCAAGUCACUCGAUGAGAUGCCUGCCUAUAUGAAGGACUAUUUCCUGGAAUUAUCAAAUGAGCAGCUUAACAGAUUUCCAUUUGUGCACGAGGCGUUGGAGGACUGCCCCGAGGAGGUGCUACGCUUUCGCCAAGAGAUUGCAAAUUUGACGCCCACUCAAGCAGCUGCCCCAGCUGCAGGCGAAUCGCCCAGAAGAUCCAAGAAAAACAAUUGCAAAAUGUCAAUCAAGAAAUCGCAUGAAAUUGAUAAGUUGGCCUCACACAUACAUGAGCACUGUCUAGACACAAGGGGCAUCAUCGACCUGGGGUCUGGGCUGGGCUACCUGAGCGAGGCGCUGCUCCAGUUGAGUGACAAUUAUCUGAUACUCGGCCUGGAAGCCGAGGAGCAAAGGGUACAAACAGCGCGAGAGAGAACUACGAAUUCCAAUUCGAUUAGCUACGAGCAGCUCCUCAUCACAGCCGACGCCAGCUGCUGUGCUCGCAUUCAGGAGCAUGCAGCUGCGCUGGGGCUGGAGCGGGCGCCCACUGCAAUCGUUGGCCUCCAUGCCUGCGCCGACUUGAGCAUCAGUGCAAUGCUCCUGUUCCUGCGAAUGCCUCAGGUGCGCUGCCUUCACAUUAUGCCCUGCUGCUACCACAAGCUCGCGUUGAGUGAGGAUGGUGCCUCCUUCGUCAACUUUCCGCUGAGCAAAGCUCUGAGGGAAGCCAUGUCAGCUGUUGCCGGUCCAGCUCGCUGCUUCCAUCGACCCUUCCUGCGCUUGGCCUGCCAGCAGACCAAGUCCCGCUGGCAAAGUGACGCCCGGACUCAUGUGGCGCAUGGCAGCCAAAUGUUUCAGCGUGCUGUCGCUGCAGCGCUCUGCGAUGAGGAUGAAACGACCAGAGUCAGGAGGCAAGAGAGGCCACAGACUGACUGCCAAGAUCUGCAGACAUUCGCCAGCAUUCAGCAGAAAUAUCAGCUGCACUCACGGCAAACGGGGCUGGGCCUGGACUGGCGACCCGAGCACGCGCGCCGCUUUGAUGCAAUUAGCCAGGUCUAUGGCCAUGGGCGUGGCGCCCGUCUGGCGGAGGCUUUGACCUGCCUGCAGGCCAGCAUCCAGGUGCUCUGCGAGAAUGUCCUACUGUACGACCGUCUGUGCUACCUGCAGGAGCUGGCUGCAGUGCAGCAAUUGGGGCUGACGGUGCGCUAUGAGAAGUUGUUUGAUGAGAAGCUAUCGCCACGCUGUCACGUUCUGAUUGCCGAAAAGUUGUGAUGCGGGCGGCAGACAGAGAGGGAGAUAGAGGCAGCUAAGGAAGCUACCAGAUGACAUUGUUGCCAAUGCCACUUAAUACAAUUAGCAAGCACUUUGCCGCUAGCUUAACAUAUAUAUAUCUCCAUAUCUCUCCCACUCUCCCUCUGUAGCUCAUGUGGAGAUGGAGUACUCCGGCGUUUACCGCUAUCCGUUGCCAACAAUUAAAAUCAAUGCCAGCUAAGGCAAACUUUUGCUUUGCGCCGACUUAAUUUCUAGCAUUUCUGCAUUCGUCGCUCGCCCAAGAAGGCAUUUCAGGUGUAAGUGCUCCGCCUUUUCGCGCUCAUUACUUGUAUCGGUGCGGGCCUGGCUAUGAUAAUUAAAUUUCUUGUACUACUUACGCCGACAAACGUGCCGCAUACAAACAUAUACAUCACCUGUGCCUGUGCCUGUGCCCCUGCCCGUUGUAUAUAUGUAUGUACAUAAGAGAAAUAUGUCAGCCCGCAGAAAUGCAUUAGCAGCAAUGGAAAUUGCUUUGCUAUGGCCGAGAUUUUUCCGAUGAAA